Messenger RNA from Coregonus sp. 'balchen', 1455 nucleotides. NCBI's taxonomy places the organism in Eukaryota, Metazoa, Chordata, Actinopteri, Salmoniformes, Salmonidae. The record is from the annotation of a GenBank genome assembly.
GAGCUGGGAAAUUCCAGGGAGAGGUCUGCUGUUUCUUGAACGUUUGCCGGGAAAGAACAUGGGAUGCCGGCAGCUUAUAAAAAGGACAAUGGAUCCCACUAGUUCUUCACUUUUCACUUUCACUUCAAGUGGAUCUUACUGUCUCUUGACUCCUCACCUCCCAAUCUUCUCACCUCGCUACUUAUAUUCACGAUGGCCUUCGCACCAAAAGCCUGCAGUCUUUUCCUGGUGGUUUUGCUGGGAGUUUGUAUUCAGCUCUACGGAGGUAAGAUUUCAAAGUAAUUUCUAGCAAUGUCAGCUACAAUAUAUGGAAUGUACAGUGCAGUAUGCAUGCUUUACUAGUUACCUGACUGACUAGGGAUUUUGCAGUGACUAUGCUACUGUAUAUAUAGUGGCUGUCAUAUAGCGUCAAAUGAGUAUAGACUAGUAUAGAUAUUGCAGUUAUGUACAGUUUAUUCUCAGAACAAGCAUUGUGCAAAAAUGCAUUCAUGUGAAUGUUUAUCCAAAAUCCAAUUUUAAAAACAACUUUUCCAUCAAAAUGUUUGACCAUGUAAAUUGAUGUUUAUAACUCUCAUUACAGCUCAAUACGUUCCAGGUGCCAGGUGCAAAUGCCCAGGAACCAUCAUGAACACUCCGGAAACUAUUGUUGACUUUGAAAUAAUUGAAAAGACACAUUACUGCGACACUACUGAAAUCAUGUAAGUACUGUAUUUAUUUAAGCAGAAAGUGGUUUCUCUCUGUUUGUUUGUUUGUUUGUUUGUUUGUUUGUUUGUUUGUUUGUUUGUUUGUUUGUUUGUUUGUUUGUUUCUUUCUUUCUUUCUUUCUUUCUUUCUUUCUUUCUUUCUUUCUUUCUUUCUUUCUUUCUUUCUUUCUUUCUGACAUUAACUUAUGACAUGACAAUCACCUCUAUCAGCCUUAUAUCAGUUGUGUGACACAAGCAUUAAUUGUGUGUAUAUGUGGUUUGUCCAUUUCAGUGUUACACUGGCGGAAGAUGGAGCCAGACGGUGCCUGAACCCUGUUGGAAGAAAGGCCAUGUUUUUCGUCAACUGCUGGAACACGUAAGAUAGAUCAAAUCAUUAUACUCAUCACCACCAUAAUAAAGUAUUGGUAGAACUAUACUGCAGUUAUUAAUGUUAUAAUUAUAGAUCCACAUAUCACAUUAAUGACAUAUAGUCUAAUGUAAAACGAAAAGCCGUAAUCUGAUUUAGUGUACACACCAUAAUAGCAGACAUAGAAGCAAUGUAACGCAAACAACCUAGCAAGUACUUUAGAAACACUAAGCAUGAUUAAUAUAAUGCAGAACAUAUCUUGUGAACAAACUCUCUCGCUACUUUUCCAAAGUAGAAUAGAACAAGGACGACAAGCAAAAGCUGAGGUGUCUGAAGAAAAAGCAGAGUGAACAUAAUGGAGGAGGGAAGAAGGGCCAUGGAAACUACGGCUGGAUUUUCCAGAAGU